Messenger RNA from Brassica napus (rape), 7561 nucleotides. RefSeq lists its product as uncharacterized. The transcript is spliced from 4 exons. NCBI's taxonomy places the organism in Eukaryota, Viridiplantae, Streptophyta, Magnoliopsida, Brassicales, Brassicaceae. Bases 4580 to 6898 code for a protein of 772 amino acids. The record is from RefSeq and is a predicted model, not a curated record.
UGUCAAAUUUAAGGAAUUAUUUAUUCCACUCAUUAUCUUGGUCACUAUUUAGAACCUAAAUAUUUUAUUUUAUACAAAAUAAUUCACAUAUAUAUUCACUCUGCGCAUCUGUGCGGAUCCUUAGUUACUCUUAAUUAAGAAACAUUUCUUCUAAUAAAAACUAUUUUUGAUUUAUUUUUAAUCAUAAUUACACUAGAAAUCCUUGCUAAGCAACGGCUAUGAUGAUGCUCUUAGACCAUAAAUAUUUAACAUAGAGAUUCUAAGGUGGAAAAUUACUAUAUAUAGAAACUAGUUAGACGUAGUUGCAUGGUAAUAGAAGAUCUUUCCUUAUCAAAUAGAUAUUUCGUUAAACCUGAAAAAUAAACAGAUGGGCUUUAAGCUGUAAGCCCAAAUACUUUCGAUUGAUUAUUGUAUUCAAUACCAGGUAUAUACAUGAUACAUUUCCUAUUUUGUGUCGUCAAACAGUUCUAAUAAAUCAAUAGAUGCAGGAGUGUCUACGCUGUUUUUGGAGGUGAUCUUGAAAGCAUUUUUACAUGAUGUUGUGAACUUAAGUAGGCUUAUGGAGGUAGUUUUGAAGAAUUUCAGGCUAAUGGAAAGAAAAUUGAAUCAGUCCAAGUUGGUCCAGUUAGAUUCACUCUCCUACGUCCACCAUCCUCCUCCUCCUCCCCUUCACCACCAGCUCUAUCUUCAUACUCACGUUUGUUCUCAACGUACCAAGGAAGCUUCACUCCUUUACCAGCAACACCGUACCCCAACCUAUACUUCUCCUCAUCCGGAUCCCCUGCCCUCACUGCAGCAUCUUUCGCAGAGGCUCUCGCGGUCGCAGCAGUUUCUUUCCUCACCUUCUUCCUCCUGUGAUCUUCCUCCUCCCCAGGCUUACCAGCAUCCUUCUUCGGUGUUAGCUCGAUGGGGUCGAAGAUCUUGAUCCUCCUCCUCCUCCCAUUCACGAAAUCGAAAGGAUGAUUUUACCUACCCGAGAAAGAGGUCGAAAUGAGAUUCGAGAGAGAAGCGGAGUCUUCGAGAAUGGAGGAGAAAGAAAACUGAUUUCGCACAAACGAAGGGGAGAGAGAGACAUUAAUGUGCGUUCCAAUUACAAGAUGACACGUUAGGGUGUCUUACUGAUUCUAAAAUGCUCACGUUUGGCAGCGGUUCUCAAUUUAUUUAGCAUUUUUCAUUUUUUUUUUUUUUUUGCUUUUGGUUAGAACCUGUAUUAAACUACUCCGAUGGAGGUGCUCUUAUAUCUCUGGUUUUGAGUUGCCAAUAUAAAAGAACUUAGAAUGGGCCCUCCAGAUUGUACCAUGAUAUUUAUUAACAUACUAAACUAACAAAAUGCGUAACAUGAUGGAUGCUGAAAGUCAGGGGGACAUGAUCAUUGGUUUUGGACUUGUCCUGGGGCGUUUUUGGGACCUACCUCUUACAAAUCUUCAACCUAUCUAAUUUCUGAUUCAGUUUGUGUACCACAGGAAAAAAUAAUAAUGAGAACAUAUGAGAGAUACUGGUGGUGGGUUAAGAAGAAGAAGCAGAUGGCUUUGGUGUUGUUCAUGAUAGUAACGUUGAUGCUUCAACUCCAGAUGAAAGGAUGUGUCGGUUGUCUGGAAACUGAACGGAUGGGUCUGUUGCAACUCAAGAAUGGUUUUAAAGUAGAAGAAGAAAGCAUGCUGAAAUCAUGGAGUCAUGAUGAUCCUAGCAGUGAUUGCUGCCACUGGAAAAGGGUAAAGUGUAGUGACGCUACUACCGGUGGCCACGUAGUCCACCUCUCGCUUGAUGAACUCAUACCCGCCAGUUAUGAGUUAGAAAACCAGUCUCCAAAUCUGUCUUUGUUCCAUAGCUUCCCUCGACUCCAAAACCUUAAACUUUCGUUCAAUAAGUUCAGUGACUUGUUUGAUCCCAUCAAUGUACUGACAGGUAUGCCAAUGUUGCAAGAACUGGAUCUAAGUAAUAAUGGAUUCACCGACUUCGACAAGCUAGGUGUAAUGCUUCCUUCAUCUUUACACGUACUGAAUCUUGCAAACAAUCAAUUACCAUCGACACCAAAAGGCUACUUGAAGAUUUGCGCAUUAAUGAAUUUUAGAGAACUAGAUUUAAGCUCCAAUGCUUUGACAAAUACUCCUUAUUGUCUGGCAAACCUAAGCCGUCUUCGAACUCUUGAUCUAUCCGAAAACAAAAUCAGUGGAGACUUGUCUUCCUUUGUACCUGGUCUACCAUCAACGCUUGAGUACUUAUCCCUUUUUGAUAAUGACUUCAACGGUUCCUUCUGGUUCAGUUCGCUGGCCAAUCACACAAGACUCACAGUAUUCAAGUUGUCAACGAAACUUGGUACGAUCCAAACUCAGGCUGAGAGCUCCUGGCUUCCACCAUUUCAGUUGAAGAUACUUAAGCUAAAGAAAUUCAAUCUUGGCAGCACAAUCCCUAGCUUUCUUGCUCAUCAACAUGACUUGCGCUCUGGCUUGUGCAGAAUAAUACAAGGCUGGCGGCUAUUAGACUGACCAACAAUUUGUUGACAGAGCUUCGACUACCUUCUAGGCUUGUUCAUGGACUAAAUUUUCUUGAUGUCUCAUGUAACAGGAUAUACGGUUCACUUCCAGAAGACAUAGGGAUUGUUUUUCCACAUCUAAGGUACAUGAACUUUUCUUCAAACCACAAUCAUGGAACCAUUCCAUCUUCUAUGGGCGAGAUGAAAAGUCUAGAAUUCUUGGACAUGUCCUCUAAUUAUCAGAUGUACGUGGUUGCUACUCUCUCAGCGUUCUGAAGCUCUCCAACAACCAACUCCAGGGGAAAGUAUUUCCAAGGCAUGCAAAUCUUACUAGUUUAGUUUGGUUGUUUCUUGAUGGAAACCGUUUUGGUGGGAGUCUCGAACAAGGUUUGUUGAACUCAAAGUCUCUACGUCUUUUGGACAUAUGAUCAGAUAAUAGCUUUUCCGGCACGCUUCUGAUAUCUGGCAUAUUUACAUUGUUUUAUCCAUUCAUCCAUGAGAAUUUUCAUCAUAUAGAUUAUGAUUUAGCCAUGUCUAGGUUGCAUUUUGCAUUCAUUGUCCUUAUUAGGUGUUAGAGUGUGCCAUGGAGUGAUUUGAGAUGUUUGGGAGCAUUGUGAUCCAAAAGGAGGUGAAAGAUGAGCAUGGAUGGAGCCUUUAGAGAAAUCUCCUGUUGCUAAGAUUUUGUGGAGACACCGAAAAUUGAGUUAGCUUUCUAAUGGAAGUGGUUUCAAGUCAUUUGGAGAUGUAAUGAAGGAGUUAUGAUCAAUUUACUAGAGGCAUAUCCAUCCUGGUCGAGCAUCGCAGAGUGACCUCUCAGAGCGACCUACCGAGGUCGCUCCCAGCCAGAGCGACCAGGCAGAGCGACUAGCUCAAGUCACUCCCAGCCAGAGCGACCAGCCAGAGCGACCAGCUCAAGUCACUCGCGUUUUGACGGGUCGAGACACAAAGAAACGCGUCGGGAGUAACCUCCUAGAGCGACUAUGCUAGGUCACUCCGCGUGUUUUGCUUGGACGAUUUUUAUGUUAUUUCAGGGGCCUUUUGGUCAUUUUUUUGAUGUUUUUACACUUUCUAAACCUAAUUUAAGUACUUUUGUAAGUCAUUGUAGGCAGAGAAUCUCUUUUCGAGAGAGAAGAACUAGUAAAAACUUCUUUUGAUUCAGAUUUCAUUGCUUUCAUCUUGUGUUCUUGUUGAUUUCUUAUCUAUUUCUCUACAUGAUUAAUCUGAAAUCCAAUAUGGGUUUAAGAGGAAUCAUGGAAAUUAGUGAGUAAUCACCUUUUGAAUUCAUGGGUUAGGGAGAUUAAGGGUGAUUAGGUUAGUUCUAGGAUGUUUUAGUGUAGAUCAUUCUUGUUCCUUGCUAGUAGAGUAUUCAUAAUGCAUCUUCUGAGUUGGCCACUCAAAAGUUGAUCAAUAGACAUUUCCCACCCAAAAGGUGUUUGAUGAAAUGCCUGAGACAACUCUCCUAAGCUUUUAGUAUACUUUGCCAAAAACAUUUGUUGUUAAAGGUGCUAAGAUAGCUAAUAGACUUGUUAGUUAUGAUUGCUUUCAUAUUAUUCAACCAAAGACAUUUGAUGUUUGAGAUAUGUUAGCAAAUGAGCGUUCAUCUAGGCAUAGAGCUUGCUUAGAAUUGUGUCUAGGCUUAAGGUUGAUAGUUUGAUUGAUCAUUUGUCAUCCUUAGUUCGAUACUUGAUCACCCAAGGUCUAAUCCCUAUGCCCAUGAGUUCUAUUUUCCCUUAGUCAAGAAAGUAUCAUUCUGUUAUUGCUUUCUAGUAUUAGUAGUAGUUUAAAACCCAUCUAAAUCAUUGGUUGCACUUAGAUUAAGUGAGUACUUGCAUUCUCGGUGCUUUGAUAUCCCUCAGAACUGGUUCGACAAUCUUUUAUACUACAACAUUUGUCUUAUGAGCCUUGAAAACUCUUAAUAUCAAAUUGGCGCCGUUGCCAAAUUCUGAGUAGAUUGAAACAUUGAGAUUUAGUCACUUGCUUAAGACUAAGUCAUUUUAAAUUUUGUUUUGUUACUGAUUCUUCUUCUUCAGAGCUUUAGAGAGAGAGUGUGCUAGAGCUAGAAGAGAAGAAUAGCAACAAGCCCACUUGCAGGAAUUGGACGUUGAUAUGGCAGAUCCACAACAAGGGGCAGAACACCAACCGCGGGCAGCUCGACCCAUUGGUACUUAUGACCGGCCCAACAUUCAUGGUCAUAGAUUGGGAAUCCGAGCACCGGCUGUGGCAGCUAACAACUUUGAGGUCAAGUCAGGACUCCUCAACGUGAUCGAGAACAACAAAUUUCAUGGCUUGGCUUUAGAGGACCCAUUCGAUCACUUGGACAGGUUCGACAGCUACUGCGGGUUGUCAAAAACCAAUGGUGUGUCAGAGGAUGCCUUAAAGCUGAAGUUAUUCCCUUUCUCUUUGGGGGAUAAGGCGCGUCGGUGGGAGAAGUCUCUACCCAGCGACUCUAUCACCACUUGGGAUGACUGCAAGAAAGCAUUCUUGGAGAAGUUCUUCUCUACUUCAAGAACUGCUAAGCUGAGAAAUGAGAUCUCCAGCUUUCAACAGAAGGGCUUGGAAGGAUUCAGUGAAGCCUGGGAGAGAUUCAAAGGCUACCAAGCUCAAUGCCCUCACCAUGGUUUCUCUAAGGAAAGCCUGUUGAGCACAUUCUACAGGGGAGCUCUUCCUAAGUACAGAGCCAGAUUGGAUACAGCUAGCAAUGGGUUCUUCUUGGGAAGAACUGAGGAAGAUGCAGAGGAGCUGGUUGACAACAUGGUAAAGAGUGACGCACUCUACAGUGGAGACCACGACAGAGGCAGUAGAACAGAUGACAAGCAGACGAGGAAUGAGUUAAAGGCUCUACAGGAUAAGAUAGACAUACUCAUUGCUGAUAAAUCCACCCAAGAGCAGCUGAACUUUGUUGGUAACUCAAACCAAGAUGCACCACCUGGGAUCAAUGAGGUUGAGGGUUUGGAAGGUCAAGAAGAGAUGUGUUUCAUCAACAACAAUGGCAGUUGGUACAAGAAAGAGCCCAACUUUCACUACAACAACUACCAACAGAAAUCAUAUCCUAACAACCAACAGAUUCGUUAUCAGCCUAGGAACAACCAGCAAGGCAACUAUCAGCCUCAGCAAAACCCUCCUCCUGAUUUCUCCAACAAAGGGAACCAGUCUUCUCAACAACAAGUUAAUCCUUCUACCUCUACUCCUCAGGAAAGCAGCACUGAUGUUCUACUGAAACAGAUCUUGGAGUCUCAGACUAGAAGUGAAAAGCAGGUUGGUUAUGAGUUGAAGAACCUUCACUCCAAGAUUGAUGGAAGUUACAAUGAGCUCAACAACAAGUUCAGGGCUUUGGAAAACCAGUUUGCUUCCAUGACCACUCACCAGAAUCGCCAGCAAAGGUCUCUACCUGGAAAAUCUGAGCAAACACCCAAGGAGUAUUGCAAUGUUGUCCUCUCUACCACUUCUUCAGGGAUUGAAUUGAGUAACCGCAAGAAAGAGGUAGAUGAAAUUGAAAGAUUGGUGUUUGGAACUGAGAUUGAACAGGUUCAGCAUCUGAUUGUAGCAACAGCUGAAGCAAAGAUUGUGGAGGAAGCUGACAAAAUGGUUGAAGUAAAGAUUUUGAAGGGAGAUGAACCCAUGGCUGAGAAACCAGUUGCGAAGAGAGCUAACCAGAAGCUGAAAGAGGUCAAGCUGGAGGACACCACUGAGGUUGAGCAGCCACCCUAUGACAAGCUCCCAUUUCCACAAAGGGUUCUCACCAAAGCUCAGAAGAAGGUGAUUUCCAAGUUCAGAAAAGACCUAAGUGAUAUUGGAGUUAAGCUUCCAGCGAUUUCGGGUAUGCGUGAGGCUCAUGUCCAAAUGAUGCUCAUCAAGGACAUUGUAGACCACCAAGCAGAAGUAGCAGAGCUUCUCAACAUCUCAACUUUGAAACUUGAUCCACCAGUCACACCAAAGUCUCUCCCUAAACUAGAAUCCCAAGGGAAGUUCACCUUGUCUUGCUCUCUUGGUAAGCUCAACUUUGAUGAUGCUCUUGUUGAUUCUGGUGCAAGUGUGAAUGUGAUCUCAAUGGAGAUGGUGAAGAGUCUUGAGAUUGAACACAUGGAGCCAGAUACUUCCUCUCUCACGUUUGGGGAUUCUUCUUCUACUACCCCUAUUGGUCUCAUCAAGGAUUUCCCUUUGAAGAUUGGAUCUUGCACCAUCCCCAUAGACCUCACUGUCUUGAAGAUGGCAACUGAGAAGAGAGUUCCAUUGAUCCUGGGCACACCAUUCCUUACUUUUGUGGGUGCUUGCAUCGAUUUCGCCAACAAGAAGGUCACACUCCUCAAUGUCAACGAAGCUGUCUCUUACCCAAUUCAGUCUCCACUGGAUGUUGAGUAUUGUGGAACCAUCACUUCUGGAGACCCCUACAUUGAGAAGGAUCCUCCUUCUCCACUUUCCACUUGAGGUACUUCUCUACUUUCCAUUGUAUAUACCAUUUCAUUUUUGCAUAUUAGCUUUCUCUUUUGGGUAUCUCUCUCUGCUUGACAACACAGAGACUGUGUCAUCUAAGUUUGGGGGAGGUACCAAGUAUUUGAUCAUGUUUGCUUUGAUGAUUUUUCAUUGAGUCCUGCAUACAUACCUUUUAGCAUAAAAAAAAAAAAAACAAAUCAUAUAGAUUGCAUCACUUGCAUUUUUAGGAGAGUCUAGAGCAUAUAGGUUGCAUUCACUUGCAUUGGGAGCAAUGAUUUUAAACGCCUUGCAAAGAACACUACUUUGCACCUGAGUAGCUUAUGCACCUCUCAAAAAGACUUGUAUGCUUCGAGCCUUGAAAACUCUUCCUGAAACUAGUUGAUUGCUGAAACUCAGUCUUUGAAACCAACUACAAACCCUAUUUGAACUGAAUGAACUUAAUGCUUCUUGCUCAUGGUCCCUUGUGUACUGAGUCAUGGCUAUACACACUUGAGUUGUCACAUCCUUUAUGCCAAUCUUAUUUUGACAAACUCUAGUGGUAGACCACUCCAAAAAAAAAAAAACUUUUCCCUCCUUUUAAGCUUUCAUUGUUUGAUGAGUGAGGUCUUCUUCGGAAAGUCUUACAUGUGCAUAAUGUUGAGAGUAUCGGGAACGACA